AUGAUAGCACGUCAAAGAUGUUUUCAACAUUUUACGAGGGGAAAAACUAUGAAUAUUCUGUCUUUCCCUCGCUUGAUCAUGGUUUUUAUCUUAGAAUCAAAUGCUCUUUUCUCUUCAAUAGAUUUUACACUUAGAAAGCUUCGAAUAGCUCAAAAAUUUCAAGUGGUAAAAAUAAAAACAAAAAAUUUAGAACAUAAUUUUGAAGCUUCUGGUGAUGUCAUGUUAUUUAACUAUCUUAUACGAUCCAAAAAUUGA
Molecule: messenger RNA, 255 nt
Organism: Clunio marinus
Lineage: Eukaryota; Metazoa; Arthropoda; Insecta; Diptera; Chironomidae
Source: the annotation of a GenBank genome assembly